AGCGACGACCGAUCUCCCUCAAGACCGUCAAGAAAAUCAAGCAUGAGCGGAAGCAAGCUCUCAGUGGCAAGCGUGCGGGGCUCCGUCCGGGAGCUACUCGCCGACGCGAACGGCGAGAAGCGCCGCAACUUCGUGGAGACGGUCGAGCUCCAGAUCGGUCUCAAGAACUACGACCCGCAGCGCGACAAGCGUUUCUCGGGUACCGUCAAGCUCCCCCAUGUCCCUCGCCCGCGCAUGUCGCUGUGCAUCCUGGCCGAUGCCGCCGACAUCGAUCGCGCGAAGCAGAUCGAGCUCGAGUACAUGUCCGUUGACGAUUUGAAGAAGCUUAACAAGAACAAGAAGCUUGUUAAGAAGCUCGCCAAGAAGUACGACGCUUUCCUGGCCUCUGAGGCUCUCAUCAAGCAGAUCCCGCGUCUCCUCGGCCCGGGUCUGUCGAAGGCCGGCAAGUUCCCUACCCCCGUCUCGCACGCCGAGGACUUGAGCAACAAGCUCACUGAGGUCCGCUCGACCAUCAAGUUCCAGCUGAAGAAGGUUCUCUGCCUCGGUGUCGCCGUCGGCCACGUCCAGAUGACUGAGGACCAGGUCCUCGGUAACAUCAUGCUGAGCAUCAACUUCUUGGUCUCCCUGCUCAAGAAGAACUGGCAAAACGUCAAGUCGCUGCACAUCAAGACGACCAUGGGCAAGCCCGUCCGCUUGUUCUAGGCGUUGUGCACCUUGAUGAACCUAUGGUUUGGACGGGGGUGCUGGGGAGGAGGAGAACGGGAGGAAGGGCCGCGACGGCUGCAAUGCACAACAUGAAGCCCCGCACGCUUGGACCAACAGUUCUAGGGGAGGGAACUGAUUGGGAGCUGAUGUGGUCGUCGUGCCGGCGAGGUGUCAUCGUGCAUCUCGCCGGAGGGCUAGGUGGAUGGCAAUAAUGUCCGCCUGGUCUUGUUCUUUUCCCUGUUCUCGAGCUGUUUAUGUUAUGUAGUACUAUGCACUAUGAGCCACAGCGCUAUAUGCCUCA
Schizophyllum commune H4-8 is the source of this 1006-nucleotide messenger RNA. Its product is annotated as 60S ribosomal protein L1. The record is from RefSeq and is a predicted model, not a curated record. Gene Ontology annotation, molecular function: RNA binding; structural constituent of ribosome. Gene Ontology annotation, cellular component: large ribosomal subunit. The transcript has 6 exons. Bases 43 to 702 code for a protein of 219 amino acids. Gene Ontology annotation, biological process: translation. Lineage: Eukaryota; Fungi; Basidiomycota; Agaricomycetes; Agaricales; Schizophyllaceae.